AUGAGCUUUUCGAUGAGCGGUGUCAACGGAUCACCUUUCGGAACUCCCACCAACGAACGACCUCGAGUGAAGCGGGACCAAUCUUCUUUUCGUCCGCAAGUAGCCCCGUCUCCCGGAGGAUAUCAACAGGGAACCGCAACACCGCCUGAGAACGGUUACUUCCCACCCACUGGCAACAUGAAUCCGCAAUACGGUCAGCCGCAGCCGCAGCAGUACCAAGGACAGUACCAGCAACAACAACCACAAUAUCAGGACCAAGGACAAUAUGCGGGCCAACAGGAUGUUGCUGGCCUUACACAACAAAUGGGACAAAUGGGCGUGGAUGGAGGAGUGGCGCAGCCAGCACGAAGGAAAAAGAAGGAUAGACACGCUCACCACGAAUUGGAGGCGCCAGUUGGCGGAGCGCAGAGCUUUGGGGCAGCCCCAUCCGGACAGUACGUGAAUGGGCAGGCACCACAUAUGCAGGGACAAGGAUAUUCAGGUCAGGCCUCAGAUCCUGCGGCACCAUGGCAGCAGACAACACAACCGUGGCAGUCGCAGCAACUUCCUCAGACUGCGGCGCAGAUGCCACAGCAGGGAACGCCAAUUAGUAUGGGCACUGGUCAACAAGGAGCUGUAGCUGGAGGUCCGCAAGGACGAGUGAAUCCCGAGCAGAUUCCCAGUGUGCCGCUUAGUCGAGACAUUGCGGCCGAGUACUACAAGACACACGUAUAUCCCACCAUGGAGCAGCGCUUGCCUCCACCAGCCACAACUCCAAUCGUCGCCUACGAUCAGGGGAACGCUUCGCCGAAGCACGCACGUCUUACUCUGAACUGUAUCCCGAACUCGCAGGAGCAGCUGUCCACCACUGGUCUACCACUCGGACUUGUCGUGCAGCCACUGGCAAAGCUUGCAGAUGGAGAGGCACCAACUCCGGUUCUGGACUUUGGAGAUGUUGGUCCACCUCGGUGCAGACGCUGCAGAGCGUACGUCAACCCGUUCAUGGUCUUCUCCAACGGCGGCAACCGGAUGACGUGCAAUUUAUGUGGCCACCCCAAUGAAGUGUCGGCAGAGUACUUCGCUCCUACCGAUCCUUCCGGGGCGCGAGUGGAUCGCAUGGAUCGUCCUGAACUCAUGCUGGGCUCUUGCGAGUUCUUGGUCCCCAAGGAGUAUUGGUCGAAGGAGCCUGUUGGCAUGCGCUAUCUGUUCUUGAUCGAUGUCAGUGCUGAGAGUUGUACACGCGGGUUCUUGAAAGCUUUUUGCGAUGGAGCUCUAGCCGCGCUAUACGGAGAGAACGUUGACGUCGAGGAGAGCGAGGCGGGCGAAGAUGGCGAGGCGCCUCCCAACCCAAGCAAAAUUCCCCUGGGCGCAAAGGUCGGCUUCAUGACAUUUGAUCGCGAAAUCCAUUUCUACAACGUCUCAGCCGGUGUUUCAGCACCGCAGCAGAUGGUUAUGCCCGACCUGGACGAGCCCUUUGCCCCAAUCUCCAAUGAGCACCUUUUCGUCGAUGCCGCGGAAAGUAAAGCCAACAUCACCACACUACUCCGCCAACUUCCGUCAAUGUUUGAAAAGAUCAGACACGCCGAACCAGCCUUGCUCCCAUCGCUCACUGCUGCCCUGUCAGCUCUCAGCGAGACCGGCGGUAAGAUUAUGUGUAGUCUUGCCAGCCUACCAACUUUUGGUCCAGGCCGCCUCAGUGUUCGCGACAAAGGCGUCAACUCUGCUGGUGUCGAUACUCCUGAACAGGAGAAGACUCUGCUCAAGACUGAGAAUGUGAGUUUCAAGAAGGUGCAGUCUGAUAUGAUAAAAGCAGGUGUUGGUGUUGACUUUUUCCUCACGUCUCCUGCUGGAGGCUAUCUUGACAUUGCCACCAUCGGUUUAAUCGCGGAAAAGACCGGCGGUGAGACGUUCUACUUCCCCAACUGGUCUUAUCCACGAGACACUCUCAGACUCGAAAAGGAGAUUAGCCAUACAGUGCAGCGUGAACAAGGAUUUGCCGCAUUGAUGAAGGUAAGAUGCAGCAACGGCCUGCAAAUUGCACAUUACAGCGGCAACUUCACGCAGCACACAUUUGGUGCGGAUCUGGAGCUGGGCUCGAUCACACAAGAUAGCUCCAUGGCCAUCACUUUCAGCUACGAUGGCAAGCUGGAGGUUCGCAAUGACGCACACYUCCAGUCUGCUCUCCUCUAUACCACAGCCUCCGGCCAGCGCAGGGUGAGAUGUACAAACAUGGUUGCGACGGUAACCGAGAAUGCUCGAGAAAGCAUGCGGUUCGUCGAUCAGGAUGCCGUCCUUGCGGUCCUCGCCAAAGAGUCCGCGUCGAGGGUUCCAGACAAGUCAUUGCAAGAAGUACGUCAAGCACUCCAGGACAAAGCGACAGACAUCCUGGCUGGCUACCGCAAGCAUCACUCCGGCUCGCAUCCGCCCGGGCAGCUUGUCAUGCCCGAGAACCUCAAAGAGUUUGCAAUGUAUGUGCUCGGUCUUGUCAAGUCACGCGCUCUGAAAGGUGGCAAAGAGCCUAGCGAUCGUCGGAUACAAGAGCUGCGCCAGCUUAAAGGCAUGUCUCCUGGUGAGCUCAGUUUAUACCUCUACCCUCGAAUUCUGGCCCUACACAACCUCGACCCGAGCGAAGGCUUUGCCGACGAGAAUGGCCACCUCAAAAUGCCACAAGCAGUCCGUGCAAGUUUUGCCAGUAUUGAGGAGGGUGCUGCAUUUCUUGUCGAUAAUGGACAAAUGCUCAUCCUUUGGCUGCACGCUCAGGUCAGUCCUAAUCUCCUCGAGGAUAUGUUUGGCCCAGGCUUCGACUCAUUAGAUAAACUGGACCCGAAUCUGAAUUCACUUCCCGUGCUGGAGACACAUCUGAAUGCCCAGGUCAGGAAUAUCAUGCUCGCGCUUGAAAGUGGCGCUGGAAUGGGUCGUGGUUCGAAGGGUUUGGCGAUACAGCUUGCAAGGCAAGGCUUGGACGGAGCAGAAUUUGAGUUUGCACGACUUCUGUACGAGGACCGCAAUGGAGAGGCGAGCAGUUAUGUUGACUGGUUGGUUUUAUUGCAUCGCGGCGUGGGAAGCGAGUUGAGCGGGCAACGUUCGAAAGGAGGCGGCGAAAGCAAGGGAAUAGGCGAGACCAUUUCUAAUCUCGCGAGCAAUGUUCCUUCUUGGAGUUGA
Molecule: messenger RNA, 3141 nt
Organism: Ramularia collo-cygni
Lineage: Eukaryota; Fungi; Ascomycota; Dothideomycetes; Mycosphaerellales; Mycosphaerellaceae
Product: related to COPII coated vesicle component SEC24
Exons: 2
Coding region: 1-3141 (1046 amino acids)
Biological process (GO): COPII-coated vesicle cargo loading; intracellular protein transport; endoplasmic reticulum to Golgi vesicle-mediated transport
Cellular component (GO): endoplasmic reticulum exit site; COPII vesicle coat
Molecular function (GO): zinc ion binding; SNARE binding
Source: RefSeq, a predicted model, not a curated record